Molecule: messenger RNA, 3286 nt
Organism: Centropristis striata (black sea bass)
Lineage: Eukaryota; Metazoa; Chordata; Actinopteri; Perciformes; Serranidae
Gene: rest
Product: RE1-silencing transcription factor
Exons: 6
Coding region: 227-3142 (971 amino acids)
Biological process (GO): regulation of gene expression
Cellular component (GO): nucleus
Source: RefSeq, a predicted model, not a curated record
UGCGGAGCGACGUGCUGACGUCACGGCCGUGCGUCAGUGUGGAGGAAUGUGCGGAAACUUCGUGUCCACUUUUUAUUUUCUGUCGACGAACUAAAAAAACUGUGAAAGCUGCAAAAAGACGCGACGGGAAGCGGAUCAAAGUCCGGAACCAGCCGCCGCGUCUGGUGUCCCCAUAACAUCUGGUGUCCCCAUAACGUCUGGUGUCCCCGUAGCGUCUGGUGUCCCCAUGGCGUCCCAGAUGUUCUCGGUGGGGAUGUUUCCUGUCGGGGUUUCUCUGGUGGACGAGGCUCAGAGCGACACGCUGCCCGCCCCCCAGCUGGUGAUGCUCGCCAACGUCGCCGCGGUGACGGCGGCCGAGGGAGCCGGCGGGGACGUUGGCGGCGCCGACGAGAAGGAGAUGAUGGAGCUGAAGACGGUCGGCUGCAACUACUCAGACAGCGAGGACGAGAACAUCAUCAGGUACAGCUAUGACAACCAGAGCCACAGGGAGUUGUGCAUCAUCGAGUACCCGGAGUCUCCGGUGGGUGGCGGCAUCGAGGCCGUGCUGGUGGGCGGCGGGGACGAGGACGAGCUGGAGGACGGGGACGGGGAGGGGGACAAGGCUGAAGACCUGUCCCGCCCCACGCCGCCCUCCCGCCCCUCCGCCGGCCCCAAGACGCCCGAGCGGAGCGUCAUAUGUAAAGUGAGCCCCGUCGCCGCGGUGGCGGUGGUGGACGGCGCCAAGAAGAAGAAGCCGUUCCACUGCAAGCCGUGCAGCUUCCAGGCGCAGAGCGAGCAGGAGUUCGUGGAGCACCUCGGCACGCACGGCGUCAGCAAGAUGAUGGUGGUGAACCGGGUGGAGGGCCGCAGCAAGACCGGCGGGGCCAAGGAGCCCGAGGCCCCGGCGUCGCGCGGCUGGGAGGCGGAGAUCGGCGGUGGCGAGGCGGCGGCCGGAGACAUCAAAGGGCUGAUCAGGUGCGAGCGGUGCGGCUACAACACCAACAGAUACGACCAUUACAUCGCUCACCUGAAGCACCACAGCAAGGAGGGCGAGGACCACAGAGUGUUUAAGUGCACGCUGUGUCCCUACACCACGGUGAGUCAGUACCACUGGAGGAAACACCUGAGGAACCAUUUCCCCAGCAAGCUGCACACCUGCAGCCAGUGCUCCUACUUCUCCGACCGCAAGAGCAACUACAUCCAGCACAUCAGGACCCACACAGGUGUUCGUCCCUUCCAGUGUAUGUACUGUGACUACUCCAGCUCCCAGAAGACUCACCUGACCCGACACAUGAGGACCCACUCAGGUGAGCGUCCCUUUAAGUGUGAGAGCUGUAACUACCUGGCGGCCAACCAGCACGAGGUGACGCGCCACGCCCGGCAGGUCCACAACGGGCCCAAACCGCUGUCCUGCCCGUACUGCGAGUACAAGACCGCCGACCGCAGCAACUUCAAGAAGCACGUGGAGCUCCACCUGAACCCUCGCCAGUUCCUCUGCCCGCUCUGCAAGUACGCCGCCUCCAAGAAGUGCAACCUGCAGUACCACAUCAAGUCUCGGCACGCCGGCUGCCCCGUCGCCAUGGACAUCUCCAAGGUCAAGCUGAGGGUGAAGAAGCCCGGAGCCGACGGCGCCGAGGACGACUCCAGAGCGAGCAAGUUCGACAACUCGUCUGACGUGGACGAGGACUUCGAGCUGGACGACGUUGACGAGGAGGACGAGAUCGUGGACUCCAGCCCCAUCAACCUGUCCAUCAAGAAGAGCGGACGGUCCGGUGGCGCCGCAGCAACGCCGCCGAGCAGCGAGGCGCCCGACAAGACUCCCGACAAGACUCCAAAGAAACCCAGCGGCACCGCACAGAAAGUCAAAGAGAAGGUGGAACCAGAGAAGAAGGUCACAACAAGGCAGAAGAAGGCCGAGAAGGUCAGCGAGACUCUUCCAGAGACGGAGACGGUGACGGUCAACACCGACAAGACGAAGAGACGCAGCAAGAAGCUGCCGGCGGAGAAAACACCACCAGUCCAGGACCAAGCAGCAACAGAGAGACCAGAGAAAGACCAAAGACCAGAAGACAGGAGUGAACCGAGCCACAAAGAGGAGAAACGGGAAGAACCGCUCAAGAACCGGCCUGAGAAGGACAAAGAACAGCAGAAGAAGGAGAACAAAAGUGUCAACAAGCAGAGAAAGUCCAAGAAGUCAGAGAAAACUCCAGAACGAGUCAAAGAAGCUGCGCAGAAACCAGACAGUCCAGAGAAAACUCCAGAACGAGUCAAAGAAGCUGCGCAGAAACCAGACAGUCCAGAGAAAACCCCCGAGCCCGUCAGAGAGUCUCAGAAGCCUGCGAAGGAGAAGGUGGUGAAGGAAAAGUCUGCGAAGAGGAAAGCAGCCGAGGCUCUGGAUCUGUCCAGUAGGUCCUCGUCCGAGACGCCCUCCAAGACGAGACGGCUGAAAGGCUCCGUGGCGGAGAAGCUGCAGGCGAAACCUGCUGCAGAAGACCCGAAGAAGACCGGUUCUGCAGCUCCGGACCGUUCCGACAGCACGACUCCUGUGAAGCAGAAGAAUACCAGGAGACCCAGCAAGAGAUCUGCCGGCCUCCAGCAGCCAGAACCAGCCAAGGACCAGGAGACUUCAGUCAGCAGUUCACCCGCUCAGCCUGCCCCGACCCCGGCCGCCUCCGACCCCCCGACAGGAAGCAGCCCCGCCCCGGAGAACGCCUCCACCGAGGAACCCGCUCCGACGGAACAGAGUCCGGAGCCGAUGGAGGUUUCAGGUGAAGACACGCCGUCUCCGGCCGAAGACCGGCCCACUCCGACGUUCCUCAAACCCACCUCGCCUCCUCUGGUGCUGCUGGCGCCGCGGAGCAAACCCGCCGCCGACCCGGAGGACGACGAGGGGAUCCACAGCAGCCACGAGGGCGGCAGCGACAUCAGCGACAGCGCCUCGGAGGGCAGCGACGACUCCGGCCUGCACGGGAACGGCGCCGGCUCGGGGAAGAUGGCCAACGACCCCGAGACGCCCACGGACGAGAUCCCCACGCCCACAGAGCUCAAGGGCCACCUGUGCAUCUUCUGCGACCGCACCUUCCCCCUGGAGGCGGAGUACCGGCGCCACCUCAACCGCCACCUCGUCAACGUCUACUACAUGGACGCCGCCAAACAGAAAUGAGACGCGGAGCAGCCGGGUCAGAACCUCGGCUGAUCCCAGAACGGACAGAAAAGUGACUUCAGCUGUCUGUAAGAUGUUUCUAUAAACUCACUGUAAUACUCAGCGCUUUGAUACAUCUAGAUAUAUAUAUCUAGACAUAGAUCU